UAUUUCGUCGCAGACGCUAUGUUCUAUUUUCUCUGAUACUUUUGGAGAGAUUUAUUGAAGCUUGAUCAAAGACCUAGAAACUUGUGGCACAUUCAAUUUGUUCUAUCACUAAUCAAAUAUUACUCUGAGUGUAGAACGGUGAGUGGCACAGAGUCGAGAGAAAUCGCACGGAUUGCGCGCCUAGGUUAAUACGUUCGUUUAGGAUGAGUCUCGGUUGACACAGUACAGAAAUGUCAUUCAAAAUCGGACAACGCGUCGAGGUCCCCGUGAAGGAAUGUCAAGGCAUGAUCGCCUACAUCGGUCAUCCAGCAUUUGCAUCGGGUAAAUGGAUCGGCGUAAUACUCGACGAACCGAAGGGGAAGAAUAAUGGCAGCGUUAAAGGGCAGGUAUACUUUAAGUGCGCAGAGAAUUAUGGUAUGUUUGCGCGCCAAACGCAGCUUAUUCUAUUGGACGAGGCUGGCAAUAGGACUGAGCCAAUUAGCCCAUCAUCUGUGGGCAGUAAUGCCACGACACCUGAUGAUAGUGCCGCUAGAGCCAGGAGUCGAUUAAAUAGUUCUCGAUUAUCCUUAUCUGGAAGUAGAACAUUAUUAAGUGCUCCAAGUACAGAAAGCCUAACUGGAUUAUCACACGAACGUAGAGACGGCGGUGAGUCAUUGAUCCCAGCGCCAACUUCGACUUCGAAGCGUGCCUCAUUUGUUGAGACAGGUUUUGUAGAAACGUUGAAACCGCAAUUCGUACCCGGUCAAGUCAUGGCGGGUUCAGCAGCGGCUGCAAACUUAGUGGAAGAAAAAUUGUCACACUUGCAACUUGUGCAAGAAAAUGAUAAUUUAAAAUCUCAGGUACGUGAUCUUACUGAGAAAGUAGAAACGCUGCGUGUAAAGCGAAUGCAAGACAAGGAAAGGAUAAAAGAUUUCGAAAAAACGAAACUUCAAAUUGAACAGCUUCUUGAAUUUAAGGCCAAAGUCAUGGAAAGUCAAGCAAGUCUCCAAAGAGAACUUCAACGAGCUCGUCAAGAAGCCAGAGAAGCUCAUGUGGCAAGGGAACAAUAUCAAGAAGAAAUGUCUGAUCUUGCAGAAACAGUAGAAAUGGCUACAUUAGAUAAAGAAAUGGCAGAAGAAAAGGCUGAAACUCUCCAAAUCGAGUUAGAGCAACUUAAGGAAAAAUUGGAGGAACAAACAUUAGAUCUAGAAAUAUUACGCACAGAAAUGUCUGAGCGGGCAGCCGGCGGUGGAUCAACUACGGGAACUUCAAGCUAUGAAGUGAAGCAAUUGGAACAACAAAACAAUAGGUUGCGUGAAACGCUCGUAAAAAUGCGCGAUUUAUCGGCGCACGAGAAACACGAAUUCCAAAAAUUGCAAAAGGAUAUGGAUCAGAAAAAAUCUGAGAUCUUGGAAUUAGGUCGUACGAAAGAAAAGUUGUCGGCGCGGGUCGAAGAAAUGGAACAUCAGAUAGCAGAUCUACAGGAACAAGUCGAUGCGGCAUUAGGAGCUGAAGAAAUGGUCGAAGUGUUAGGCGAGAGGAAAAUGGCGUUGGAAGAAAAAGUGGCUGAACUGGAAGAGGCUGUUGCAGAUUUGGAGGCUCUGCAAGAUAUGUCGGAUCAAUUGGCCGAAUCGUCCAAAGAACUAGAGCUGGAGCUUCGCGAGGAAUUGGAUCUUGCACUUGGAGCAGCACGCGACGCCCAACGACAUCGGGAUGCCGCGCUGGAGACAUUGGCGGAUCGUGAAUUGACUAUUACGAAAUUCCGUGAACUUACGCAUCAGUUGCAAGAACAAUGUUUACAAUUACAGCAACGAGUUCACUCGACGGAAUCCACCAAGACUAGCGUUCGAGGUGCGGACCAACAACUUGCGGAGAUAUUAGACUUCCAGAAGACGUUUGCUGAGACCCGAGCGCAAACCAAAGCAGUCGAUCUUGAGUUGCGUCGCUUAGACGCCGAGGAGGCGCGAAAUCAUGUGUGCUAUUUAUUGUCCUUCAUGCCUCCUGCAUUUUUGACUCACGGUGGAGAUCAUGACGCGAUAUUGACGCUUUUAUUAAUACCAAGGAUGAUACAAAAAACGGAGAUAUUGAUUUCGCAAGUUCGAGAAAAGUAUAGAUCAAUUGAAAAGAUAGACAGGACGUCUGUAGUGAGAGGACAUUCGGUAGCGCAAUAUUCGUUCAGAUCUCGUUUGUGCUCGCACAUGUAUGCUUUACAAACCACCUUGGGUUGUUUCGAGUCAGCUUUAAACUCGUGCAGUUCGGAAAUGUUACUUAAAGCGGGAGCGGCUUAUCCGGAAAUGGUGGCGCAGGAGAAGUCCUUGGACUCACUGAUAGAGCUGGCUAAAAGAGAUCAGUUGGACGAGAAUUUGCCGAUGGACGCGAUCGAGAAAUGUUGCGGAUACUUCGUCACGAUGUUCUCCGUACUCUUCGGUAAAAGUAUAGCUGUUGAUCAGGCACGCCUAAUCGUGAAUGGUACAAGAACUUUGGGCAAUACGUGCGAUGCCAUAGCUACUGAUGCCGCGGCAAUCAAAGUAUUGAUACAAGAAGAGGGUGCUGAUAUAGGUAAACUUUGUCAGCAUGUUGAAACGACAUGCGAGGUGAUCCACCAGCACUUGAAAUCAGCUAGAAGACGAGUACCACGUGAUCACGCUGGUCCAGCAUAUUCCGUAGGCGCCAAUUUAGGAUUGGAUAAAGAUUGCAAUGAACAAUUUUCUACAUGUUAUCAACAUGGUGUAAAGAUUACAAAGACACUUCAGUACCUAUUAAAGAGUGCCUUGCAUGCUGUUACCGAAAAUGGCGAUUUAGAUAUGGGAUUAUCGGCUGAUAAAUUGAAGGAGAUGGCUGCAACAUCUAGCGAAAGAGUAUACGAUACAGAAGAUUUGGGUCCUGUAGCUACUAUCAAAGCUAGUUUAACAAUAAUACAGCAACUGGCGGCAAAUUUGGCACAGAAAAUGGCGGAGUGUGAAAAUGAAUUAGCCAUAAGCGGACAAACACAAAGUCAGCAGCAAUCUACUGAGAGCGAGCAAAUAACGCCAAUUGUGGCCAGAGCGAAUUCUGUUAGGAAAGAAUCGGAAGAAACGAAAAUACUUAGCAGGAAACUCGAAACAAGAGACAAUGAUAUACGUGAGGCGAGAUUAGCUUUACGAGAGAAGCAAGAAGAAUUAUCUGAAAUGACACUGCGGAAGGAGUUGGCUGAGAAGCGUUUUGCGACGCAACAGCAUGAACAUGAAAUGAAUGUCGAAAAAUUGAAGAGAAAAUUAGAAGAGGCACAAAAUCAAUUAAAACGCAAGGAAAAAGAAUUCGAAGAAACAAUGGAUCACCUUCAAACCGAUAUUGACAGCUUAGAAACAGAGAAGGGACAAUUGAAGGAAAAGUUAAAGUCGAUUGGUAAGAAAACGAUAUCAAUGUCUGGUACAGACAGUAUGAUAGGAAGCACUUCGAUAACGAGUACUUUGGACAAUAAAUAUUAUGUACAAGAGAUAAACGCCCUCAAGCAAGCCUUGAAUAAUGAGCAUCAGCAAAAAAAGAAGAUAAUGUGCGCUGUCUUGCGUCAAAAGUUAGAUAGUUUGGAACCGUUGCUAUCGCCGAAACUGAAGUCUCUGGACAUAAAAAUUCAAGAAUUGCGAAAAAAGACUACUGAUCUCGUCAAGGAUGUGGAAAAGACUUUAGUAUAUCCAACAGUUCCCGAUUUAAGGCGUAAAGUGCCUGAAACGUCUUAUUAUUAUUUAUUGGAACGUCAAAGGAACAUUAUGCAGUUGAAAGAACGAGUUGACGAAUUAGUGGCUCAAGUACGUCGCGAGGCUAUCAAACGCACACCGGGUGGAAGAGCGGAAGCGAAUUUUACAGUGUAUCCGAAUCGCGAGAUGGCAGCAACAAUGCAGGAACGCAAAUUACUUGCCGCCGAAAUAAACAUCCCCUACAAUGGCCCGGAACAAUCCUUUUCUGUCAAUGUAGGGCCGCAAGAACUUAGGAAAAUUCACACUUUAUUAUAUUAUUAGUGUUAUAUUAUUAUACUAUAUAAGAACCCGCGUUGCUUUAUUAUUUAUUUCGUGAUAAAAUAUAUGCUCACAGAAUUCUUACGAGAUGUUUCAUG
Molecule: messenger RNA, 4069 nt
Organism: Cyphomyrmex costatus
Lineage: Eukaryota; Metazoa; Arthropoda; Insecta; Hymenoptera; Formicidae
Gene: DCTN1-p150
Product: dynactin subunit 1
Exons: 17
Coding region: 231-3974 (1247 amino acids)
Biological process (GO): establishment of mitotic spindle orientation; nuclear migration
Cellular component (GO): spindle pole; axon; kinetochore
Source: RefSeq, a predicted model, not a curated record